Symbiodinium pilosum is the source of this 2076-nucleotide messenger RNA. NCBI's taxonomy places the organism in Eukaryota, Dinophyceae, Suessiales, Symbiodiniaceae. The record is from the annotation of a GenBank genome assembly.
AUGACAGCUCCCAUGUAUAUUGCAGAGAUAGCCCCGCCUAAAAGCCGUGGUAAACUGGUGUCCUAUUAUCAGCUGGCCAUUGUAUUGGGUUUCUUCCUGGUUUUUGUAGCUACUUAUUUUAUCGGAGGGGGAAACACGGCUAAGUUAAGUCCCGGAGAACUGGAAGCUAUACACACCUAUAAUGUGGAAGAAGGCUGGCGCAUUAUGUUCUGGUCUGAACUUAUACCCGCAUCGCUCUUCUUCCUGUUGCUGUUCUUUGUGCCCAACUCUCCCCGUUGGCUGAUGAUUAAAGGCCGUGAUGAGGAUGCUAAAAAAGUGCUCGCCCGAAUAACUGUUAGCCCGGAGGAAGCGGAGCGCGAAUACAAUGAAAUUCACAAGUCUAUACACGAAAAGAAAGAACUCCAGAAAGUUUCGGUCUUUUCCAAAAGUGUGCGCAAGAUCCUUUUGAUCGGUAUCGCUCUUUCGGUAUUGCAGCAGGUUACCGGUAUUAACGCUAUUCUUUAUUACGGUGCAGAGAUCUUCAGUAACGCACUGGGCUAUGGCCCUGAAGAUGCUCUGAAGCAACAGGUAUUGCUGGGUGCCGUAAACCUGGUGUUCACUUUUGAACCAGCCACUGAAGAACCGGAGGAAAGCCAAAAGCCCAACAUCAUUUUUAUCAUGACCGAUGAUCAUGCCUACCAGGCCAUUAGCGCCUAUAAUCAAGGUUUGAUCGAAACGCCCAAUAUUGACCGCCUGGCCCGUGAGGGUAUGCUUUUUCAGAGAGGGUUUGUAACUAAUUCCAUAUGUGCACCCAGCCGUGCAGUGGCCCUCACCGGAAAGUUCAGCCACGUGAAUGGCCUCAAAGACAAUCUGGAUACUUUUGACAGCACGCAGGUGUUGCCCGACCAGGGACAAUACUAUCACCCGGAGUUCCGUACCAAAAACGGUAUGGUUAAGGAGCAGGGUUACGUAACGGAUGUGGUGACGGAUAUCUCCAUGCAAUGGCUGGAUUCGGUACGUCAGGGUGACGAACCCUUUUUACUGAUGUACCAGCACAAAGCCCCGCAUCGUGAAUGGUGGCCCAACUUACCGGAUAUUGAAGAAUUUACCGGCAAGGAGUUUCCCGAGCCGGCCACUUUGUUUGAUGACUAUGAAGGUCGCGGACGGGCCGCUAAAGAAACCGAAAUGACCAUCCAUACCCACAUGGCGCUGAGCAGCGAUAACAAGGUCCACCCGGACAUCGUAAAUAAGCUGGGUUACAAAUCAUUCAUGAACUGGUACCAGCGCAUUCACCUGGAGCAGUACAACCGCCUGAGUGACGAAGAAAAGGCCAAAUGGGAUAAAUACUACGGCCCCAUCAAUAAAGAUUUUGAAAAGCUGGCGCCCCAGGGGAAGGAGCUUACCCAAUGGAAAUACCAGCGCUAUAUGCAGGAUUACCUGGGCACCAUUCGAUCGGUAGAUGAUAAUGUGGGCCGCUUGCUGGAAUACCUGGACAGCACCGGACUGGCAGAAAACACCAUUGUAGUGUACACUUCCGAUCAGGGGUUUUACCUGGGUGAGCACGGCUGGUUUGACAAGCGCUUUAUGUAUGAAGAGUCUUUCCGCACACCUUUAAUUGUACGCUGGCCCGGUAAGAUCAAAGCCGGAACGGUGGACAAACACCUGGUGCAAAACCUGGACUUUGCCCCUACCUUUUUGGAUGCAGCCGGAGUGAACGUACCUGAAGAUAUGCAGGGCCGUAGCCUGCUGCCGGUUUUUGCUGAGGAAGCUGACGACUGGCGCGAUGGCCUGUACUAUCAUUAUUAUGAAUAUCCCGGUUUCCACAUGGUGAAGCGCCAUUACGGAGUGCGUACCGAUCGCUACAAGCUUAUUCAUUUCUAUUACGACAUUGACGAGUGGGAACUGUACGAUCUGGAGAAAGAUCCGCAGGAAAUGAAAAACCAGUAUGAUAACCCUGAGUAUGCCGACAUCCAAAAGAAACUGCACGGACAACUCAGUGAGUUGCGUGAACAGUAUAUGGAUAAUGAUUCCGUAACACAGGCCAUGCUCAAUGCGGAUAUUGAACGUGCCAAACGCAAGUCCAUCUACAGUAAAUAA